AUGCAAAAGCAAUUCAAUUGGACGUUAAUUGCAGUCAGUUGUCCGGAAUUCAAGAUCAAUCAAUGGGAUUUGGUUUUCUAUUUUAUUGCAUUUGUAGGAUUAAUAUUGACAUCUAUUCAAAUGUGGAAAUUCCGUAAGAAGAGAAAAGAAGGAAGUAGUUUUCUCGGCAUGUUGACUGAUUGCGACUUUGUAAUUUGCCUCUUUUUUCUUGUGAUUCAUCUUGGAAGAAGUAUUGCUUUCCAAUAUCAAAAUGAUAUUUUGGCUGCACUUCGAAUAGAAUAUCAGAUACAAAUCAAGGCCUGCAAAACACUUUUCGAUACAGUACAAUCGACCAUACCGUUUUGUGAUGUUGAACCUUAUCCAAUAGUGUUUGCGGAGCCAGCUAUUCAAAUCAUCCAACUCUACAUAGUUCCCGGAAUCUCUGCAAUUGCAUCUGUGGCCACUUUAGCGUUUGCCAUCCUCACCAUUCCGCGUUUAUCAAAAAUUGGAGAAGAAGAAGAUCCAGUGGUUCAAGAGGAAACGAAACUAAUGAGUUUACAAGGAAAGCAUUCAAACAUAUUGAAUACCGUCCCCAUCAGACGCUCCAUCAUUUGCAUGCUUGUCGUCUAUGCCACAUUUUUCAUCCGCACAGUGUGCUAUCACAUUUUCAUCGAUCCUUUCAACUCCGACUUGUUCCAGAAAACAUCAAGUGCUCGUAAUCUAACCGUUUGGUGGUACGACGCAAUGAGUGUCGUGUUCUCCGGAUCCAGAUUAAUCGUUUAUUACGUUUUCUGCCGUGACCAAAUAGUCACCGAAUUCCCGCCAACUGCAAUUGGGCAAUAA
This is a messenger RNA of Caenorhabditis briggsae, 822 nucleotides long. The record is from RefSeq and is a predicted model, not a curated record. Lineage: Eukaryota; Metazoa; Nematoda; Chromadorea; Rhabditida; Rhabditidae. The transcript has 7 exons. The coding region runs from base 1 to 822 and encodes 273 amino acids.